UAAAAGUUGUCAGACUGUCAGUUUGAACUAUCAUCGUUUGUUGUAUUUUUAGGUUAAGCCUACUUACUUGGCCUAGUUUCACCGUUAAAAACAAUUUUAAAUAUAAAUUAAAGCAUAUCGUCCACUUUGAUGAGUUUCAAGUGCUAAUCAAAUCAACUGAUUUUUAAAUGGCAUCGUUUUCUAGACUGAAUAAAAUUGCUUUGUUAGGCUUAGGCGCUGUAGGUGGUACCUUAGCUUAUUAUCAAAUCGGUAAAUCUGAGAAAAAAUUCCACGUUCAAAAUUCAUGGACGACGAAUUUCACGCCGAGUGUGAAAUGGGAAAAAAAUUGGGACCAUCGCGAACCCGAAUCAAUAGUCAAACCAGUCCAAUCAAAUAAGCCAGAAGAUGAAAACCGAUACAAUGAGCAGAUUGAAAAGUCUAAGAGCAAAGCUGUGAGGCACUUGUUUCUAAUACGUCACGGCCAGUAUAACAUAGAUGGAGCAACUGACAAGGAGAGAAUCUUAACAGAAUUGGGCAGACAACAAGCAGAUCUAACUGGUAAACGGCUAGCCGAUUUAGAUAUAAAAUGGGAUCUACUGGUUCGAUCAACAAUGACCAGAGCUCAAGAGACAGCUACCAUUAUAGCAAAACAUCUACCCCAAGAUAUAGAAGUUAAAGACUGCCAACUGAUCGAGGAAGGUGCUCCUGUUCCACCAGAGCCCCCUGUGGGGCACUGGAGACCAGAACCCAAACAGUUCUUCCAGGACGGCGCGCGCAUCGAGGCGGCGUUCCGGCGCUACUUCCACCGCGCGCCGCCCGAGCAGCCGCGGGACUCCUACACGCUGCUCGUGUGCCACGCCAACGUCAUCCGCUUCUUCGUCUGCAAGGCGCUGCAGUUCCCGGCGGAGGGCUGGCUGCGGAUAUCGCUGAACCACGGCUCCAUAACGUGGCUGUCCAUCCUGCCCAACGGCAACGUGGUGCUGCGCGGCCUCAGCGACACGGGCCACAUGCAGCCCAAGUGCAUCACCAGCCGGUAAAUAGCAGCCGCUCUGCUGAAUACUAACUGUAUUCGUAUAUGACGUAUCACGUAUGACGUAUGACUGUUGUCAGUAGUUUUAGCUCUAGUGGGAAAAUAUUAUUAAAUGUAUUCUAAUCCCCCCCCCCUCCCUCUAAGAAACGUUGUGCAGUAAGGCUGCGGCUACACAAUGCGAAUGUUUCCGUGCGACCUUGACACGUACGUUAACGGCACGCGUACGUUAAGUGUAUUUUAUUGAUGUCGUAGCUGGAUGGUUUACGGUAUCCUUAACUAUAAUCUUUAAGUACGAGUCUAAAUCGUUUUCCAAUCGAAUAUGGAGUAAAGAUAAACAAACAUUAAAUUUUCAUACUCCAUGCGACUCCUUUCAUGCGAUUUGUUAAAGCAGUUUUCGAUUAACAUAUCUUAAUUUAUAAUACAACACUAGUACAUUUAACAGAGAGAGAUUUAUAUCUAUUUUAAAUUUCCUUCCAGUCUAAUAUCAACUUCGCCGACAUUAAAAACUCCUUUCGCGAAACCAUAAUGAAUAUGUACCAUAGAUUAUUCCAGAUCUCGACACAUGAUGUCGCGUCAAUCGAAUACCAAGUUUGUUUGUCUUUGCUCCUGCGCUUGGAUUGGACUACGUUUAAUAUUGUCACAUAUCACUACUACUUACAAAUGGUUGUCUAUAUUGAAUCGUUAGCGAUUAAAACUAAGUCAAUUUGUGUGCCACUAAUCUAUAAUAAAAUAUUUCCCUGUCCAUCAAUCGUAUGGAAUUCAAAGUUAUAAUUUAAAUAUCGUGUUAUUUGAGGAAACUGUUAGAACAGUUGUAAUAAAUCUAUGUUACCGUCUACGAGAUACUCGACAUUUAUAUGUGCCUCAUUGUUGUAAUGGCUAGCUUAUAAGGAUGCAAAUUCCGAGGCCCAAAUAUACUUUCAGAACCCCCCCCCCCCUUUUCAGUCUGUAUUUAGUAAGUUUAGGUUCUUGUUAUGUCUUGUUCUUGAUCAAUUUCCGAGAGCUGCUUGCCGUCCCGUCCCGUCCCAUGGACACAUCUUGGCUACACCACACCACAAACAUACUACAGGACUGAGCAUAAUGAGAAGGAACCGUCUGUUUUUCCACACACGUGGCUGAUUGUAAUAUCUCCUUCGCAGAUCUAGUCUUCAAAUAUAUAAAAAUUAGCCUUCGUGGUCGAAACAACUGAUUUCGCACUUAUUAUAUACAUGUCUCUUUCAUGCAUAUUAUUAAUUCCGUAAUAGCAGUUAAUAUAUCUGUCUCGUUUUCGCAUAACCCCUUACACCAUAAAUAAAUGAACAAAAUAUAAUAUUACCGCUACCUUUGAUGUAGGAUAUAGAAAACUUAAUUGUAUAUUUUUUAAAUAUUAGCUGCAGCUCUUUAAAAUUUAAGUAAUGUUUUAUUUAUCUGACAAUAUUCCAGAAUGUUUAUUUCGAAACAAAUUUUGACUUAGUUUGUUAUUAUGACAAGUCUACUUAUAUGCAUUUAUUUAAAAAAAAGUACUACGAUAUUUAAUUUUUUUUUUUAAUUCAAUAUUAUUAGCAAUGUAUUUAUAUAAUAAACUUUUGUUUACGUCAUUUUGAAUAAUGUGAAUUUUAAAUAUAACGUUAAUAUCUCGGUUGAUCUAGUGUUGCACUUUUAUCUAUAUGUCGACAAAGUAGUAAAUAUCGUUAGUAUUAUUGCAAAGUAAAGUUUUCUUUAUAGAACAUGAUCAUGUACCAUAUAUUUUAUUCAUAGCGAUAACUCAGUUCUCAAAUAUACUAUAGUAAUAUUAAUUAAAAAUUAUUUUUUAUCCAAAGUGAUAAAUGUACUACUUUUAUGCCCUAUCCGUCUAAUGACUUUUGUAUGGAUGAAGAGACAUCCUUAUAUCCCAACAUAGCCAAAACUCCGAAUAUUGGGUAUAGUUGGGCUAGAGAAGUUAGGACCUUCAUGAGUUACAUUCCGGUGCCUCAAAAAGUACAAUAAAUCUUUGUUGAACCUUCCGGUCGCGUCGGCCCGUACCACUUUUUUACGUACAUUCGACUAUAAGCGUCAAUAAAUUAAAAUCAUCAAGAGUAACUCCUAAAACUCCUAAAUUCCUCGUGUUACUCAUUGACUGCAGUGGUCGAAAUUCGGUCUGUAAGAUUUAAUUAAUUUUCUAAGCUGGUAACAUUAUACGAAGUUGAAUUAGCACGGCAACACUAGGUUAACCUAUGUUCAUAAAUUUCAGUUUCGAACGUUUAAUUUUGUUAUAAACGAUGUUUAACAGGAAUACCAAUGGCUAAAGAAAUGAAAAAGUUGAGAGCUGUCGAUAAUGGAAGACU
Vanessa tameamea is the source of this 3309-nucleotide messenger RNA. It is a transcript of the gene Pgam5, whose product is annotated as serine/threonine-protein phosphatase Pgam5, mitochondrial. Gene Ontology annotation, biological process: peptidyl-threonine dephosphorylation; positive regulation of mitochondrial fission. Gene Ontology annotation, cellular component: mitochondrion. NCBI's taxonomy places the organism in Eukaryota, Metazoa, Arthropoda, Insecta, Lepidoptera, Nymphalidae. Bases 168 to 1016 code for a protein of 282 amino acids. The record is from RefSeq and is a predicted model, not a curated record. The transcript is spliced from 5 exons. Gene Ontology annotation, molecular function: protein serine/threonine phosphatase activity.